Messenger RNA from Centruroides sculpturatus (bark scorpion), 1028 nucleotides. Its product is annotated as pituitary tumor-transforming gene 1 protein-interacting protein-like. NCBI's taxonomy places the organism in Eukaryota, Metazoa, Arthropoda, Arachnida, Scorpiones, Buthidae. The transcript is spliced from 7 exons. Gene Ontology annotation, cellular component: nucleus; cytoplasm. Gene Ontology annotation, biological process: protein import into nucleus. The record is from RefSeq and is a predicted model, not a curated record.
AAAACAUCAAAUAUAACUAAAACGAUAUCAUAGUUGGUGUUUGUAUUAUCUACUAAGCAUAUUUUUGAUAUUUAUACAUUUUUUAGAAGAAUAGUGAACAAUUAAAACAAUUUACCACUUAAUCGGUAGUUAAUUAUGACUGCUGUCACGAGAUUUAUCAGGUACGGACGGUACUAAGUACAAACAAGCAGGAAGAAAGUUCCGAGUGUUUUUCGGUUUAUCGCUUUAAUAGAAUUUUUUUUAAACAGAGUUGUGUAUUAGAGGUUUCUUAAGACAAUAAGUAUUAAAUAUAUUGGCAUUGUAGAUUAAUGAAAAUGAAGUAUUUCUUGCUAAGCGUGUUUCUAUUUACCAUUACCUUAUGUCAAUCGGAUUCUGAAGUGAAAAAAAAUUCUACUUCACUCAAUACUACUACAAUGCCGGAAAGUUCAACAUCUUCGGUAAUAACAACUUCAGUCGCUCCCGAAACAACAACAAAGAGCAUCAAGCAGAUUUGUGAUGGAAGUAAUAUUACAUGUGACGCAUGCAUAUCAAGAGGUUCGCAGUGUUACUAUUGCCGAAAAACAAAAAAGUGUAGUGUUUAUCCAUAUAAACACCUUGUUCCUAGAUACGAUGAAUGUGGCUCAAUGGGAGAUAUUGCCUGGGGAACAUGCUUGGUUAACUUUCAGACUUUGAUAAUAACAAUGAGUGUCAUUGGUGGGGUUUUAAUUAUUGGAAUUAUUGUUUGUUGUUACUGCUGUUGUCGGAAACAAGGAAGAGAUAAAUGGGCAAGAUAGCAAGCAAAAUGGGAAAAGGAACGUGAAGAACGAAAAGCUCGGGCACAAGAAAGGAAAAAAGAACGACAAACAAAAACAGAUGAAAUAAGACGUAAAUAUGGUCUAUUAUUAGAUGCAUCAGGUUUAAUUAAGGACGACAAUCCAUACCAAAGAUUUGAUACUUAAAAAGGGACCAUUUAUUAAAAUAUACAGAGCAUUUUAGGCAAAAUUCUAGACAAUCUUUCCAUAAUUAUAAUCCAUCCAUAAAAUAAAUAA